Molecule: messenger RNA, 510 nt
Organism: Cylicostephanus goldi
Lineage: Eukaryota; Metazoa; Nematoda; Chromadorea; Rhabditida; Strongylidae
Source: the annotation of a GenBank genome assembly
GAUUACGGUCGCCCUGUUCCUGGCAUCGAAGGACGAUCAGAGAUGCACACUUUCUUUGAUAGUAAACUUUUCGAGGAUAAUAAUGCUUGUCAGAAGACAAAUCGAGCAAUGGCUAUCACCGAAGGGGUUACUGUUGGUUGGCUACCGAGGAGCUUGCAAGAACGCCGUCGUGAUGCGGUAGCGGCUGGAAAAGCGCUGUCUUUCAGUUUAUCCGGGUUAACGCCAGUAAUGGCUGCGAUGAUUGACUAUGUGAUGAAACCUUUCCGACAACUGAAUAUCUCAACAACGGAAUUUGCUGCGCUCCAGGCGAUUAUGUUUUUUGAUCCUGACACGGAAGGAAUUGAUUCCGCUAGUCAACGCAAUGUGGCUGCUGAGCAGAAAAAGUUGCUGACGGCUUUGCAUAGGCAUAUUCAAAAAAAUUACAAAUCGCCUAUGGCUGAUGAACGAUAUGCAAAUAUACUGCUAAGGAUCCCAACAAUUCGGGUGAGUAUCCUCAAUUCAGUAACUUGA